Molecule: messenger RNA, 1017 nt
Organism: Porites evermanni
Lineage: Eukaryota; Metazoa; Cnidaria; Anthozoa; Scleractinia; Poritidae
Source: the annotation of a GenBank genome assembly
AUGAACCCGUCUGAAGGAAACGAUACUACCUUGCCAAAUUCUGGGGAAAGCACGCACGCUCUCGGAUAUAGAAUUGCAGAGUAUGUGAUAAUAAUCUUGGGAUUUAGUUCAAAUUCGUUUAUAUGCUUCGCCUUUGCCUACUACCGAAGAAUACGCACAGUGAAUAACUAUUUUGUACUGAACCUUGCCAUCAGUGAUAUGAUGUUGCUGUUGGUCCUUUGCAUUUGGAAAGCAACGCAAGCCAACCUAAAAACAUUAAUAGUGGUAACGGAAUAUAUGUUGUUUUUAACCAUCUUUGAGGUUUUCUGCGCCACGGCAAGCAUCGUUUCCUUGACUGUGCUCAGCUAUGACCGCUUUUUGUCCGUCACUAAGCCUUUGCACUAUACCACUUUUAUCACCGGGCGAAAAGCUCUUCUCGUCAUCGCCUACAUUUGGUUUCAUUCAGCGGUGAUUGCGCUUUUAGGGCUGACCAGCGAAUUGCCAAAUAAGGAGGUCUUCAAAUUUGGUUAUACGCCUUUACUGGCUUUUUGCAAUUUGCUACUCCCUUUGGCUAUCACUUUGUACUGUUAUAUCAAAAUCUUCCUUAUCGCUUCUAGACACCUGCGGCACAACCCACACCAAAACCAGGGUGCGAACGAGACGACGAAUAUUCUCACCAAGAACCUUAAAAUAGGCUUUCAUAUCCUUGUUCUUGUUGCACCACUCCUGAUGUUCUGGACUGCUUUCUAUACCAUCAGCGUAGUCGAAACAUAUUGCCAAAAAUGCAUAUUUUGUAAAAAUUGCAUAACAACAUUACAGGACUGGAUUAUAAGUAACAUGGGGAGCAUUUUGGGGUCUGUGGACCCGAUCAUAUACAUUUUCCUCACAAAAGACUACAGGAAGAUCAUUUUUAGCUGGUUCAAGCGAAACAAUCGCCCGCUUUUCGUGAGCGAGACAUUCCACCUUUCCACGACAAAAGCGACAACGACUCAAGCUUCACCUGUUUCUUAUCCAGAAAGACGCUUUCCUGAGAUGUGA